Messenger RNA from Dipodomys ordii (Ord's kangaroo rat), 1477 nucleotides. It is a transcript of the gene Uba2, whose product is annotated as ubiquitin-like modifier activating enzyme 2. The record is from RefSeq and is a predicted model, not a curated record. The transcript is spliced from 11 exons. Lineage: Eukaryota; Metazoa; Chordata; Mammalia; Rodentia; Heteromyidae. Gene Ontology annotation, molecular function: ubiquitin-like modifier activating enzyme activity. Bases 116 to 1228 code for a protein of 370 amino acids.
UGAAGAUGGUGACAUUAAACGCAUCUCCACUAAGGAAUGGGCAAAGUCCACAGGAUAUGAUCCAGUGAAACUUUUCACCAAGCUUUUUAAGGACGAUAUCCGGUAUCUGUUGUCAAUGGACAAGCUUUGGCGGAAGAGGAAACCUCCAGUUCCCUUGGACUGGGCGGAAGUACAAAGUCAAGGAGAAGAAACUAAUGCCUCAGAUCAACAAAAUGAACCCCAGUUAGGUCUCAAAGACCAGCAAGUUCUAGAUGUAAAGAGCUAUGCAAGUCUUUUCUCCAAGAGCAUAGAGACCUUAAGAGUGCUUUUAGCAGAGAAGGGGGACGGAGCAGAGCUCAUAUGGGAUAAGGAUGACCCGUCUGCCAUGGAUUUUGUCACUUCAGCUGCAAACCUCCGGAUGCAUAUUUUCAGCAUGAACAUGAAAAGCAGAUUUGAUAUAAAAUCAAUGGCCGGGAACAUUAUUCCUGCCAUCGCUACCACCAAUGCAGUCAUUGCUGGAUUGAUAGUGUUGGAAGGAUUGAAGAUUUUAUCUGGAAAAAUUGAUCAGUGUAGAACCAUUUUUUUGAAUAAGCAACCAAACCCAAGGAAGAAGCUCCUGGUGCCUUGUGCGCUGGACCCACCGAAUCCUAAUUGUUACGUGUGUGCCAGCAAGCCCGAGGUGACGGUCCGCCUCAAUGUCCACAAAGUGACCGUCCUCACCUUACAGGACAAGAUCGUGAAAGAAAAAUUUGCUAUGGUGGCACCAGAUGUCCAAAUUGAAGAUGGCAAAGGAACGAUCUUGAUAUCUUCAGAAGAGGGGGAGACUGAAGCUAAUAACCACAAAAAGCUGUCCGAAUUUGGAAUUCGAAAUGGCAGCCGCCUUCAAGCAGACGACUUCCUCCAGGACUACACAUUGUUCAUCAACAUCCUGCACAGCGAAGACCUAGGAAAGGAUGUUGACUUUGAAGUUGUGGGUGAUGCCCCAGAAAAAGUGGGCCCCAAGCCAGCCGAAGAUGCUGCCAAGAGCAUCACCAAUGGCAGCGACGAUGGCGCCCAGCCCUCUACCUCCACAGCACAAGAGCAAGAUGAUGUGCUCAUUGUUGAUUCCGACGAGGAAGGUUCUUCCAAUAACACCGGCACUGGUGAGGAGAGAACCCGCAAGCGGAAGCUGGAUGAGGAGAAAGUGUGCACAAAGAGGUCCCGGGUAGAGACAGCGGAAGAGCUGGAUGAUGUCAUCGCCUUAGACUGAGCAGUUGCCUUCCUACGUUCAUCUGGGCACAGCCAGGCCUGCUCGCUCCUGUUUCUGCGACCUGUCUGACUGCAGGGCGGGGCUGUGACUAGCACUGGCCUGCCUCUUUCUGCACAAGACCAAAGGUUCGAACACCAGCACCACAAAACCAACUGCGAACGGGGGUGAGGUGGAAACAUCUCCACUGUUGUCAUAGAUGACUCCUUUUUCAAAAGCAAAUCCCUUAAUAAACAUUGCAGUACUUCUCUG